Molecule: messenger RNA, 615 nt
Organism: Medioppia subpectinata
Lineage: Eukaryota; Metazoa; Arthropoda; Arachnida; Sarcoptiformes; Oppiidae
Source: the annotation of a GenBank genome assembly
AUGUGUGACUAUACUUACGAUACACUCGUCGCCACCACUGCUCAUUGUGUCUCUCCCAAAGACCAGGGUAAUCUUCCGGCACACAAUCCUUUGAAAGAACAUAACUUACCAUAUGGCGAUUACAUGGAUGUGCCGGUGAGGGCCAGCUAUAAGAUUAUGGGCAACGAUGACGACGGCUUCCUCGAGGACGGCAUUAUUGGCGAUUACAUGGAUGUGCCGGUGAGGGCCAGCUAUAAGAUUAUGGGCAACGAUGACGACGGCUUCCUCGAGGACGGCAUUAUUGUGAAGACGAAGGGCUCGGGUUAUAUCGACCCCCGAUUCAAAAACAGAGACACCAGAGACUAUAGAAGCAGUGCUUCCCAAGUAAUCUACGGCCGACCGGAGCUCUUAAGUUUGGAUGAGACAAUAGGUCCGCACCAUUGAAGUCACCAUUUGAUCGCAUUUAUCAACAUUUGUUAUAAAAUCAAACCAUUUAUUCAACAAAAGUAUAUUAUCAACAAUUCAUCGCUUCAUUUGAUACACAAAAUGACCAUUUUAUUGUAAAUCAAGAAAAAACGACACAAUAUUUUAUGUAAAUUUUAUAAAACUUUUUUUUACAAAAGCACAUUUAAUACA